Messenger RNA from Lottia gigantea (owl limpet), 2238 nucleotides. RefSeq lists its product as hypothetical. NCBI's taxonomy places the organism in Eukaryota, Metazoa, Mollusca, Gastropoda, Lottiidae. The transcript is spliced from 2 exons. The record is from RefSeq and is a predicted model, not a curated record. Bases 1 to 2238 code for a protein of 745 amino acids.
AUGCCAGUUGUGAUGAAGCCUGAACCGCAAGACCAAACUGUUCCACCACACCCGGUUCAACCCCCUGCCGUCAUGCCGACAUCUUCUGCAGCUGUACCCAUAUCAGCACCUCUACCAGUUACAACCAACACCAUUACCCAACAAUCAAUCGUUGAAAACCUGGAGAAACUUCCAGAAGAUAUGGAAAACAGGAUUGAUGUUGAAAGUAUUAAAGGCGUGUUUGGUUGGGCCACAGUUGAUGGAGUCAAUGUGCCCUAUAUCAUUCGUAAAUAUAAAAAAUUUGUGUCCGUUAGAAUCGUGGAAAAGAAACUGUUAAGUCGUUAUCCGAAUGCUUUCCCAGACGAACUCGCGAAGAAAGAUCCAUUAGUGAGUUUUUUUGUGACAGAAUACGAAGCCAAAUUAUUGGACGAAAUUAAUACAAUACAUUGUAGUUACGAAUACGGUACGCAACCUUUCUCAACCAAAGAACUUAUCGUGGACUUGGUGGAAUUCGAGGAUUUUUAUAAUUUAGUGAAAAAAACUUUCCCGGAAGAUGUUCUGGCUAAAAUGAGAUCCACUGAACAACCAGCGGAAUCUACGACCCCUGAAAAUUCCAUCAAUCGAGAAAAUCUUGAGAAAAUGUGUGCUUGGAUUCAAAUUAACAAUACUGUGACCCCAGUCAUCAGGAGAAAUGAAUUCACCUUCGUUCCUCUCUCAGUUAUCAAAUAUGCUGCAGGACUUAUGAAAAAUGUGAAUUUAGAAGGAAUUCAGCCUUCGACUGACGAUUGUGCUCUGUUAAAUGAAACGUGUAAAAUUGCUGGAUUCGAUUUCCAGUUCGGUCCAAAGACUAAAUUGAUAGAACUUACUGAAAUAGUGAGACAUUGUCAACCAACAAUCUUACAACUUCCGUUUGAUGAUCCACUGAAACAUGCCCGUUAUCUGGACACCCCCUCUCCAUCAGGGCAGCCACCAGCGUCUCCGACCACCACCCCACAUUCUUCCCCACCUACUUCCAUGCCAAAUACUCAGGUGCCAUCCCAAGGUCACCAGUAUCCAUACCAACGACCAAACGUACCAGUGAAUCCUUUCGCCAUGAUGCAAAUGAUGUCCAGAUCUCUCGUUCCCCAGCAGUUGGCUUACUCACAGCCUGGUUUGAUGCCCAACGCCAUGGCAAAUCCAGCAAUGGUCCAGAGAUUGUACAAUCAACAACCCAGACCAUCUUCAGCAGGCAAACCAAGUCAUCCAUUACAGAUGCAACAGCAAAUGAAUGCUGGGAAAACUCCUCCAUAUCCCCCUGGUUAUAAUCCAAAUCUUCCACCAAACCAUCCUGCAAAUUUAGCUCAAGCACGAGUCAACUUCCCACAAGAUCAGGUGCAAGUUCAGAAAGGUAUUGCCCAACAUCCCAGCAGACACAACAUGCCUCCAGACGUAUUUCCACCAAACCAGUCUUACCCAGGACACAACCCAAGGUCACUUCCUCCCACCCCUCCCUACCAAUCUCCCAUGCCGUCUGGUAGAGGAGGAAUAACAAGUAACGCUGGAAACAUAGGACCUCAUUCUUCCACCACAGCUUCUUCUGGAAUUUUCUCUUCCAGACAAUCAAAACCAAGUGCUUCACCGAACAAUCAAAAUAGUGCUUCUCAAAAAACGGGCAAUAAUCAUCUGAAAAUCGAAGGAGUGGUGAUCAAUGGAAAGAGCAUAUCAUGUUUGAAUGUAUACCGUGGAGCAAUCCAGGGUAAAUUCUGUCUUGUGGAAGCCGUGUGUAAGUUAUACUUCAGUCAAGUCAAUAUUCAGGAGUUUUUAUUUGUGCUACAAAACGUGUUUAAGGUCCGUCUUCAUACGUGUAUGGAUGACGAAGAAAAGGCAUUCAUACAGUACUAUAACCUUCCUGUGAACAUGUUAAAGUGUAACAAGAUGGUGCAUCUGAAAGAUUUGGAAGGUUUGAUUCCGCGUAUGACCUAUAUAAUCAAUCAGAGAUACGCAGAAAACCAGAACAAAAAAGAAUUAGAUGAACAAAAAUCAAACGAGAAGGACUUGAAUAGUGCUAAUGGACAAUUUAAGGGAGUUAACUCACGUAAAAGAUUAUCAUCGGGACAAGGAGGUCCUGAGAAAAAGCAAUCGAGUAACUUGGAACAAAUUAUGCAGAGAUUGUCUCAAAAGAAUCAGUCUGCUGAUGAUUCAAGCAGUCGGUCACCAUCAGUACCCAAAACAACAGAAUCCAUGAAAAUCCCAAGUGGAGUGAUAGUAUUGGAUGAUUGA